This is a messenger RNA of Dictyostelium discoideum AX4, 201 nucleotides long. RefSeq lists its product as hypothetical. Bases 1 to 201 code for a protein of 66 amino acids. The transcript is spliced from 2 exons. Lineage: Eukaryota; Evosea; Eumycetozoa; Dictyosteliales; Dictyosteliaceae. The record is from RefSeq and is a predicted model, not a curated record.
AUGACAAUCAUUAAUUCAAUUUCAAAUUUUGGUUCAAAUAAUAGUUUUAGUAAUAAUAAUACUGUUAACCAAAAGUCGGUUAUUAAGAGAUCCAAACAAAUGAAAAACGACAAUACAUCAAUUGGUAGUAGUUUUAAAAAUGAUAAUUUACUCUCUGCUCAUGUUUCUGGUGAAGGUGUGAGUGACUGUAAACUUUUAUAA